Molecule: messenger RNA, 822 nt
Organism: Magnusiomyces paraingens
Lineage: Eukaryota; Fungi; Ascomycota; Dipodascomycetes; Dipodascales; Dipodascaceae
Exons: 2
Coding region: 1-822 (273 amino acids)
Biological process (GO): glutathione biosynthetic process
Cellular component (GO): glutamate-cysteine ligase complex
Molecular function (GO): glutamate-cysteine ligase catalytic subunit binding; enzyme regulator activity
Source: RefSeq, a predicted model, not a curated record
AUGACGCUUACUGUUUUAUCCACUGGAAACACUCUCCGUUCAGAUGCUCCCUUUGCGGUCUCGCCGUCGGUGACUGCUGGUCUUCGUACAACGCUGCUGGGCAGUAGCAGUAGUGUUGCGACUGUUCCAAGAGAGCUUGGAGAGAUUGUUUUGUACACGGCUUCUAGCGCAGAACUGCUGGAGACCCUUGAUGCCUCGUCUAGUGUCGAGCUUACAGUAAAGAUCUUUUUCCCUGGCAAAGUGACUCUUGAAAAUGCUCAGGAGGCUGCCCAACACGCGCUUUGGUUACUUGUCAAUGCUCAUUCGUCACCAAAAGCUUCUGCACCUGCACCGCUUGUCAAAUCAAUCAUUUUCUCAUUUGGUGGACUUGAAUUUUCAGAUGAUGAUGAUGAUGAAGAAACAGAUUUUGAACUGAGUCCAGAGCAAGUAGCUACUGUUUGGACCAAGGCUACGACUUAUGCUAAAACUUUGGGUUUAGGUGGAGCCGAGUUUGGAGUGGCUGAAUUUUCAACAAGUGCUUUGCAAGAACUUGUUUCACGAGUAGGUUCAGAAACUCCUCGAGUUGCAAUCGACCAUAUCAAUGCAUCAGACUGUUGCGCACUCCCCAAGUCAUUGGUGCAACUAAGUAAAACUAAUAAUAUUAAACUUCUGGCUCAUCAUGAUAAGCCUGCUGAUCAUCUGGUUGACCCUAAGGAGCUGGCUGAAAUUACAAGCGAGCUCAAGCUUAAGUCUGUGGACCGAUGGGCAUGGGUUCUUAAACUUACGGCAUUGGAAAAGGACCGCCAGCUUCUUGUUGGGAAUGAGUAUUUGGUUGCAGUAUAG